Messenger RNA from Chenopodium quinoa (quinoa), 3583 nucleotides. Its product is annotated as probable LRR receptor-like serine/threonine-protein kinase At1g06840. NCBI's taxonomy places the organism in Eukaryota, Viridiplantae, Streptophyta, Magnoliopsida, Caryophyllales, Amaranthaceae. The record is from RefSeq and is a predicted model, not a curated record. Gene Ontology annotation, molecular function: protein binding; ATP binding; protein kinase activity. The coding region runs from base 425 to 3265 and encodes 946 amino acids. Gene Ontology annotation, cellular component: membrane. The transcript has 20 exons. Gene Ontology annotation, biological process: protein phosphorylation.
UAGUUUUAUACUAUUACUUGUUUCGGAAAGCAAACGAUGCUUCUGGGAUUUCAUUUUUAUUUUCUCUUUCACCACCUAAUCUCAUCAACCCAUCAUCUCUCUCUUCAUUUUUUGAUUCAAAUAUUAAUUGGUCGUAUGUAUAAUAUUUAUACUAGUAUUCAUGAGAUACAGUAGAAAGUUCAACUUAAAUUGAACGCGCCAGCUUCAGAUAUUGAUUUUGGGACUCGCAUAUAUAUAUCAGAUAUUGAUUGGGACAAGGACAGGGACAGGGACAGUGAGCUUUGAAAAUUCAAGCCAAGGAUGACUCUUCCUUGCAUUGCUUUUCUAUCUGUGUGUUUCUCUAAAACUUAGUCUGUUGCUGUAAAAGAAAUUUCAGGUAUUAUCUGAUUCAGAACCCUUUUCUUGUGAAAUUUAAUUGCUUGGAAUGAGACUUGCGAUUCAAUUCUUCGUCAUAUUGUGUAUUUUCAAUCCAAUUUAUGCCUCUGCACAAUCUACUCAUCCUCAUGAAGUUGCGGCCUUAAAGUCGAUCAAAAGCAAACUGAUUGAUCCUAUGAAACACCUUGUUAACUGGAAAAAGGGAGAUCCCUGUACUUCUCACUGGAAUGGUGUUUUAUGCUUCCGUAAACUUCAGACAGACGGAUUUUUUCAUGUCCGAGAGAUUCAACUACUGAACAUGAAUCUCUCAGGAAUCUUGGCACCUGAAGUUGGCAACUUCACUCAUAUGCAGAUACUAGAUCUCAUGUGGAAUAAAUUAACUGGCACCAUUCCUAAGGAGAUAGGAAAUCUCUCAUCUUUGACACAUUUGCUUUUGAAUGGAAACCAAUUUUCAGGUUCUGUUCCUGAUGAACUUGGCUUUCUGGUAAAUCUAGACAGACUCCAACUAGAUGAAAAUAAUUUAUCUGGCGCAGUGCCCAAGUCCUUAGCCAACAUGGUCAAUGCUAAACACUUCCAUUUGAACAAUAACUCAUUUAGCGGCCUCCUUCCUCCUGAGUUUUCCCAAUUACCAAAAAUUGCUCACUUGUUGUUGGAUAACAAUAAUUUGUCUGGAAACCUCCCUCCUGAGUACUCAGCUUUAGCACAUCUGGAGAUACUCCAACUCGACAAUAAUCAUUUUGAUGGUGCUGAGAUUCCAAAAUCAUAUCAAAAUCUGUCCAGAUUGGUAAAGUUAAGUCUGAGAAACUGUAGCUUGGGUGGAGCAAUUCCUGAUCUAAGCCGGAUGCCAUAUCUUAGCUUUAUAGAUUUGAGUUGGAACAAGUUAACGGGACCAAUUCCUUCAAACAAGCUAUCAGACAGUGUCACUACAAUUAAUUUAUCGCAUAACAACCUGAACGGAUCAAUUCCAGAAAGUUUCUCCCUUCUUCCAGAUCUCCAGAUGUUGUGGCUUUUAAACAAUUCUAUCAAUGGCUCCAUCCCUACUGGCAUUUGGCACAACAAGUCCUUCAAUGCUACUGCUAGACUCUCUGUUGAUCUUCGAUACAAUUUGCUCUCCAACAUUUCUGGAGAUCUGAAUCCUCCACAGAAUGUGACCUUAAGGCUUCGGGGAAAUCCUGUGUGCAAUCGUGCAAACCUACAGAACAUACACCUUUUCUGUGAUUCUGAUGGUGGUGGAAACGGAACAUAUGAUGGCCGAACAACUCCGACAGCUUGCUAUAACACAUGCCCUGUUGAACAAUAUUUUGAACCCGUUCCAGAAGCUCCAGAGUGCUUUUGUGCAGCUCCUAUCAGGAUAGGAUACAGAUUAAAGAGUCCAAGUUUUACUUAUUUUCCUCCUUACAAAUUUUCUUUUGAGUCUUACAUCACCCACAACUUGAAAAUACACCACUAUCAGCUUUUAAUUGAUUCAUAUGCAUGGGAAGAGGGGCCUCGUCUGCGGAUGUAUUUGAAACUUUUCCCGGUUCUUGGCAGUAAUCAUACUUUCAAUGAAAGUGAGAUUUACCAUAUUAGACAUAUUUACACAACAUGGAAUUUUUCUGGAAGUGAUAUAUUUGGGCCAUAUGAGCUUCUGAACUUCACACUUUUGGGUCCUUACAGCUAUGUGAAUCUUGAGACUGGUAAGAAUGGCAUUAGUAAGAGUGUUUUGGCUGCCAUUAUGGUAGGGUUGAUUAUGUGUGUUACAAUUGCAUCCGUUCUUGCCACAAUUCUCAUUAUUAGAAGGAAAAGCAGAAGCCGGCAAUUAUCUAGAAAAAACAUGUCCUCAAAGAUUUCCAUGAAAAUCGAUGGUGUCAAAGAGUUUACCUUCCGAGAAUUGUUACAUGCCACCAAUCAUUUUAACAGCUCAGCUCAAGUUGGUCGAGGAGGAUAUGGAAAGGUUUAUAAAGGCAUUUUAGCCAAUGGCGGUGCAGUUGUGGCUGUUAAGCGAGCAGAGGAUGGAUCUCUGCAAGGAAAACAUGAAUUUCUUACAGAAAUACAAUUUUUAUCAAGGUUACAUCACCGUAAUUUAGUUUCAUUGGUUGGAUACUGUAGUGAAGCUGAUGAACAAGUGCUUGUCUAUGAGUAUAUGCCAAAUGGCACUUUAAGGGACUGGCUUUCAGGUAAAAGUGAGAGGACCCUCAAUUUUGUCAUGAGGUUACGGAUUGCAUUAGGAGCAGCCAGGGGCGUUCUUUACUUGCAUACAGAAGCAAACCCACCAAUAUUUCACAGGGAUAUUAAAGCCAGUAACAUACUUCUGGAUGCCAAUCUUACUACCAAAGUUGCUGAUUUUGGACUAUCACAUCUGGCUCCUGUAAUGGAUGAUGAAGGCAGUGUACCUCAUCAUAUAUCCACUAUCGUAAAGGGAACACCUGGAUACCUUGACCCAGAAUACUUCUUGACCCAUCAACUGACAGAUAAAAGCGAUGUGUACAGCCUGGGAGUUGUAUUUCUGGAGCUUCUCACAGGAGUACCACCAAUAUCACAUGGAAAAAAUCUUGUCCGUGAGGUUAAUGCAGCACAGAAGUCAGGGUCUUUAUUUGACAUUAUUGACAGCAAAAUGGGAGACUAUCCUUCUGAAUGUGUAGAAAGAUUUAUAGAGUUGGCUUUGAGGUGUUGUCAAGAUAAGCCAGAGAUGAGACCUUCCAUGUUGGAUGUGGUGAGGGAGCUCGAAAAUUUACUCCAAUUGGUUCCUGACAGUAUGAUCAUGUCCAAUACCUCCUCUUUGCAAUUCCGCAGCUCUUCUUCCACCACAACCACGUCCUUGACCAAUGUCUCCAAAUUUGCAAGAAUGUCCUCCGAUGUAUCAGGCAGUGAUCUUACUACCACGGUUCUGCCCACCAUUACACCACGCUAGUUUUGUGGACUUGUGUACUAACAUGGAAUUAUUGGCACUGUUUUCUAUUCCUUUUUUUUUUUUUUUUUUUUUGUCUUUUAGAAGAAACAAUAAACAAAGGUUAGAGAAAGUAGAACAUAAUGAAUAUUCAUGGUCUUUUGGGGGGGGGGGGGGUGGUUUCCAAUUGAACCAUUUCUCCUAAUUUAUAGCGUACUACAUUCAUAAUUCUACGUCUAAAUUUGUGAUGCGAUUUUGUUCAUUUCAUCUAUAGCCUAUACUUUGAUGGCUAAAAAUAUAAGUUGAAUAUUGGCAGCAUUAAGUAAAUGCAACCCAAUUUUA